AUGGAAAUCUGGAUUUUACCCCGAGUAGAAACUCAAGGGGGCUAUUUUCGCGAUGAAGCAUAUCAGUGGUGGCUGAUGGUUAGGGAUGGCACUCAGCCUAACAAUCUGACAUGGGAUUUGUUUAAGAUGUCUUUCCAGAACAAAUAUGUGGGGUCCAGUUACAUCAACACUAGGAGGCGUGAGUUCCUGAAUUUUACUCAAGGAGAUCGUUCAGUAGCAAGGUAUGAGGCCGACUUCCUGAGGCUGAGUCGUUAUGCGCAAGGUAUGGUGGCUACUGAGUAUGAGCGCUGUGUCCAUUUUGAGGACGGCCUUAGGGAUAACUUCAGGGUCCUGAUAGCUCCGCAGAGAGAGUGUGAGUUUUUUGUGUUGGUCGAAAAGGCCAAGAUUGCGGAGGAGGUUAAGCGCAUUGAGCGCCAGAACCGUGACAGAGGGAAGGCUAAGAGCGAUAUAGAGCCUUCGAAUACUGGGGUGAGGCCUAGGAAAAAGGCCAGAUCUGAUGGGCCCGUGAGAGUUGGGCCUACUGUUGCACCAACAGGGGCUACGAUUUGUCAGCUUUGUAAUAGACGCCAUCUGGGCAAGUGUUGGAGGACUAUUAGAGCUUGCCUUAGAUAUGGUUCUUCUAAGCAUCGUGUUAAGGACUGUCCAUUAAGGACUAACCAGAUACAAGCUCUGGCUACGGAGACUGCACAGCCGCCAAGGGUAGUUCAGCAGCCACCUAGGGGCCGAGGUCAGGCUAAGGGUGAUAUAGCCUCUACACAUUCUUUCAUAGCUAGUGCAGUGUCUGAGACCUUGGGGUUACCGUUUGAGAGCACUUCUAGUGAGAUAAUAGUGGUAAGUCCGUUGGGACAGUCUGUUGGGAUUAACAAACUAUAUAGAGACAUAUCGUUAGAGGUCCAAGGAACGAUAUUUCUGGUUGAUUUGAUGAAGCUUUCUUUUAGGGAGUUCGAUUUGAUUUGGGGAAUUCAAACGGUGAGGGACUUUCCAAAUGUCUUUCCAGAGGAACUACCAGGAUUACCUCUGAAUCGUGAAGUAGAAUUUGGGAUUGAGUUGUUUCCGGGCACAGCUCCAGUGUCUAUCGCCCCUUACCGAAUGGCACUAAAAGAGCUGACGAAACUUAAGGCUCAGAUUCAGGAGCUGUUGGAUCGUGGGUUUAUUCAUCCUAGUGUGUCUCACGAGGGGCACCUGUUCUAUGACAUUUUGGUGUAUUAUAAGUUUGAGGACGAGCACGAUGAGCAUUUAAAAAUGGUUCUACAGAUUUUUCAUGAGAAACAGUUGUAUGCGAAGUUCACGAAGUAUGAGUUCUGGCUUAGAGAAGUAACCUUUUUGGGGCAUGUGGUUUCAGCUAAGGGGAUUCGAGUGGAUCCUCGUAAGAUUGAGGCUGUGCUAGAUUAG
Messenger RNA from Gossypium arboreum, 1392 nucleotides. RefSeq lists its product as uncharacterized. The record is from RefSeq and is a predicted model, not a curated record. NCBI's taxonomy places the organism in Eukaryota, Viridiplantae, Streptophyta, Magnoliopsida, Malvales, Malvaceae. The transcript is spliced from 4 exons. The coding region runs from base 1 to 1392 and encodes 463 amino acids.